Carlito syrichta (Philippine tarsier) is the source of this 1475-nucleotide messenger RNA. It is a transcript of the gene CCDC127, whose product is annotated as coiled-coil domain containing 127. Bases 7 to 789 code for a protein of 260 amino acids. Lineage: Eukaryota; Metazoa; Chordata; Mammalia; Primates; Tarsiidae. The transcript is spliced from 2 exons. The record is from RefSeq and is a predicted model, not a curated record.
AUCUCCAUGAAUAACUUAAAUGAUCCCCCAAACUGGAAUAUCCGGCCUAAUUCCAGGGCUGAUGGCGGUGAUGGAAGCAGGUGGAAUUAUGCUUUGUUGGUUCCAAUGCUGGGAUUGGCUGCUUUUCGUUGGAUUUGGUCUAGGGAGUCCCAGAAAGAAAUAGAAAAGGAAAGAGAAGCAUACCGUCAGAGAACUGCUGCUUUCCAGCGGGAUCUCGAAGCCAAGUACCACUCUGUGAUCUUAGAAAGUCGGCGCGCUGUUGCUCAGUUGUCUUUGGAGCUUGAAAAGGAACAAAACCGAACGACUAGUUAUCGAGAAGCCCUUAUCUCUCAGGGGCGCAAGUUGGUAGAAGAAAAGAAGCUUCUCGAACAGGAACGGGCACAGGUAAUGCAAGAAAAAAGACAGUCACAGCCUUUGAGAAGUACAUAUCUGAGCUGCCUGGAAAAGGAGGAAGACUGGCAAAGGAGAGCCAAGCUUUUGCUGAAAGAGUUUGAAGCAGCUCUCACAGAAAGACAGAACAUCUACUGCAGCCUGUUUCUUCCUCGCAGCAAGCGACUCGAGAUAGAGAAGAACUUACUGGUACGAGCGUCCGUUGACCCAGUUGCUGCUGACCUAGAGAUGGUAGCUGGUCUAAGCGACAUAUUUAAGCAUGAUACGUAUUGUGGUGAUGUCUGGAAUACCAACAAAAGCCAGAAUGGGAGACUGAUGUGGCUGUAUCUCAAAUACUGGGAACUAACCAUCGAACUGAAAAAGUUUAAGGGCGUAGAGAAGGCCAUACUAGACAAGUAAGACAAGAAUGAAAUAAAACCACUUUUAAUAACUUGAGGCCAGGCUGUCACCGUGCAUUCUGGGAAUCUGGCAUUUUCUGUGUCAGUGCUGCCUGCACCAUGGCCAUACUGUCACCUUUCAGCACCAACCUCCACUCCCACCACUCUCUGAGCAGAAGUACAGUGAGGCUUCAGAGACAAAGGAUUUCCUUGGUAAUGCUCUGUGACUGCUAAGGAUACAGUUUCCCUGAAGCAUUUCUUAAGCUGCCAAUAUUUUGUUAAGCAGAACAGUAUAACCUCAUAUUUUAGCUCUAGGGUCAAAUGGUUUUUUGAAAGUCAAGUAUAAUGUUGAUCCUUACUAUAAGUGAGGAUUUUCUGUCUGUUUUUAUCACUUCCUAAAUAAAUUAUGUUUUCUCCUCAAAUUAUUUUCCUCUCUCCCAAAGUAUAUUUAGAAGUUGUCAGGUAAUUUAUAGAACUGCCUAGCAGAUGAUAAUAGAAAGUAGUAAUAUUGUAUUAUUAAGACUUUAUAUUUUAAAGUUCUCUCUCACCUCACAAGGGAAAAAAACCCCAAAUGUUUCUUGUAUCCAGUUGUUACCCUUGUGUAUGUUUGAAAUUUGGCUUGUGUUUGUAUCAGUAAGCAGAAGUUGUUUAUUAGCAGUGACAUAUACUCAAAAAUAUUUGCCAUUUAUAAAUAAUAAUGCCACUCUU